This is a messenger RNA of Paramuricea clavata, 17512 nucleotides long. NCBI's taxonomy places the organism in Eukaryota, Metazoa, Cnidaria, Anthozoa, Malacalcyonacea, Plexauridae. The record is from the annotation of a GenBank genome assembly.
AUGCCAUUAAAUUGUAAAGGGCGGUAUCGAGGCACAGAGCCUUCCCGUGGUGAUGUUGAUGAUAUAUUAGGAAAGUAUGUAAUGGUUAUUUUAAUGUAAUAAGCAGGCACAGAUUUUCGGGGGGGGGGUGUGCCCCCCCCCCAAAUGAUUUGCACCCCCUCAAAGGCAUUUGGCACCCCUGCUAAAUUUGUAAAAUACUACUAAAUUUACUACUAAAUUUGUAAAAUUACCAAUAUUAUGGUCUCAGAUCUCGCCAUCCAGGCCUAGAAAACAAAUUUUGUUAAACUUUUUCCUUGGCCUUUCCGGGCAUUGCCACCACGCCCCGGCCAAAGCAAGCAGCAGCACCCCCCCCCCCAGAUAUUUAUCCACCCCCCAAACGAAAAUAUGAAAAUCUGUCUCUUGUAAUAAGCCAAUAUUGAUUUACCCUGAUGCCGGACAACGUUUUUGAAAUUUAUGACUGUUUAACAAGGCUGGAUUUUGGUGGGAAGGUGGAAAGAAAUUUAUGGGAUGUGCAGUGGUCUAACUUGUGGCCCCCACAGUAUGACCUAUCCAAUUUUCUCCUUCAUUACAUUUUUACAAAGUUUCUUCGAAGCAUUGCCUUAAUUAAAAGGGUACUUGACACAGAGAUGAAUGGCUAUCACUGUUUCAAUUUUACAGAAAAACUAAUUCUCGCAAAGUGUAGACCUAAGCAACAUUUUUGUCAAUGGAAAUUUGGCAUGACUUUUCAGUGGGGGGGGUGGAUCUCAGUGGAGGUGCGCACCUCCCGACACUUCCCCUCAAAAUCUGGCCAUGCUAUGUAAUGUACUUAAUAUAAACUGCAUUUUCCUUUUUUUACCAUUUAGUUUUUCUAUGACAUUGAUUGACUCGUUAGAUAGUUUAGUUGUAAGUAAAAAAUUGUUCAAUUUUAUACUAUUUCUCUUGUUUUCUGAGAUUUCAUAUUAGUUAUUUUUUUAGAUUUUUGGAGAAAUUAAUAAGUUUGAAGAUGCUGUCAAAUUAGUGAUUGAUGAUGUCGAGUUUGAUAACGACAUUGUUGUAUCAACUUUUGAAACAAAUAUUCGUGUUCUAGGGUGAGUUAAGGUGGAGUUACACGAGCAACAAAAUUGCUGCAACUUGCAACAAAAUCUGAUUUCAACGCAUGUUAAUUGAAAAUGUUUACACAUAAAUUACAAAUCACAAGGCAACAUGUGUCGACAUUUCUACUUAACAAGCGUUGAAAUCAGAUUUUGUUGCAAGUUGCAGCAAUUUUGUUGCUUGUGUAACUCCAGCUUUAGAGGGAAAGGAAAGUAUGCUAGUUUGUGAACAAGUGUAGUCUUGUCAUAGAAAAAAAACUGGCAAAGUACAAAUAAUAAAAUUCUUUUCAUUAGAAAACCAGAUUCAAUCAGAAUUUAACCAAAAACUUAGAAAUUUGUUGUACAUACAUAUGCACACAUGCAAUUCAUAAAGAAAACUUGGCAUAUGAAAACUUGUUAUAGAAAACUUUGUAACUGGCUUUAUGUUAUUUUCUAUCAGAGGUCUACUUGGUGGCCAUGUAGCUGCAGAUGUUUUAAAGAAUGAUGGUUUAGCAAUGGAGUGGUAUAAUGAUGAACUACUAACUAUGGCAAAAGAAAUUGGGGAACGAUUAAUGCCAGCGUUUAAUACAACCACUGGUAUUCCUUACCCUAAGGUACUGUAUAGACAGUAUAGUAUAUAUAAGUUUGUACUGUACUGUAUAUUGCUAGAGCAUUUAUGUAAAUGGCCAUACACUCUUUAACCAAUUGAGUGCCAGUGCUCUCCCCUUGAUGAGUAAAAUUGUCUGGUGUUAGACAGAGUGACAUGAGAAAGUAGGGCAGAUCAGGAUGUAUUGCCACUUACAGGAUGCAUGGGCAGAUCAGUCUGAUUAGUAGUUACCCACUGAGUUGCAGCACUCUCUCCUUGAACAUGAGUAAAAUUCCCUGGUGUUAGACAGAGUAAAAUAAUAAAUUAGGGCACAUUUCCACUUAACCCAUUGAGCCGCAAUGCGUCUCAGUAUUCCCUACUUAAUUUUUUUUACUUGUCAAUCAGUUGUUGUCUAAUGCCAGAUGAUUUUAAUUGUCAAUGGGGAAGCUCUGCAGCUUAAUGGGUUACCCAAAAAAUCUGACAAUGUCUCUAGUUAACCCAUUGAGCCGCAAUGCACCCCAGUGUGCCCUACUUAUUUUUUUUACUUGUCUAACGCCAGAUGAUUUUACUUGUCAAUGGGGAAGCUCUGCAGCAAAAUGGGUACUUAAUAAAGGGAAAACUGAGUUGGCAUAAGUUUCAUAGAUGUUGAGAUUUCUAAACUACAGUAACCUUUCCUCUGUCACAGGUCAACCUAAGAUAUGGUGUAGCAGACCCCAGAUCACGCACUGGGACAGAAUCUGCUACAUGUACGGCCUGUGCUGGUACUAUGAUCAUGGAAUUUGGAGCUUUAAGCCGACUGACUGGUGAUCCAAAAUUUGAAGUAAGAAUAAAGGCAAUAAUAUGGAGCUCAUUUCACUCAUUUUUACUCAUGAACAAAUGAUGGGGUUGAGAGACAAAAAAGGAAUAGGGCCUAAAAAAAUACCUGUGGUUUCGGUUUCCUGACUGACCCUAUUUUUUCUGCCGACCCUAUUAUUUUUUCUAUUUUCUCUGGGUGGUUGCGGGCUGCUCAUACAGCAUGCCAAAAUGGAGUAGACCUGUUGUCAGCACUCUACUGAAAAUCACCCAGCAAAAAACCGCCAAAGUCAUGAAAAAAUAUUUUUAAAAAUUUAAUACUCAGAGCCUGAAAUAACGGCCGGCGGUUUUCCGACCAAAUUCCGAUUUUUCUGACCAAAUGCUGAAAUGAUCGGAAAUUUUGUCCGGCCAACAUCUGUAAGUAAAGGAUUAUCUAUAUUAGGCAAAUAUAAAGUAAUCAACUGGAAGGUAUAGUUCACGGGCCCAAUAAACAAGAUGGCGGCUUACAGCGUGGUGUUGUCGGGUCAAGAUAAAAACCAGGGCGCUUAUAUAAUUAUAAUGUUUGACAGAGUUUGCUCAUUGGGGGGGGGGGGGGUUGGACUUGGUCAAACUAAACUAAAAAAAAUUCUGGUCAAUUUUGCAAAUUUCCUGUCAAAUUUCGUUUUGAUCGGAAGUUUUUCCGGACAAAUUUAAAAAUUAUUUCAGGCUCUGAAUACUGACCCUAAUUUUUUUUCACGAUACGAAACUGGAACCGCAGGUAUUUUUUAGGCCUAGUGGAUCUUCAAACGGAAAUACGGAAUAGUGAAUUUCAAAAUCUACUAUUUCAGUUGUAUAGUAGAAGCAAAUGUAAAUUUUGACCCCUGAAGUGAAGAAUGAUAAUCAUAAUACAUUUCUUGCACUUGGUUUAGACUGUUGCCCAUAAAGCGAUGAAAGCGCUGUGGACAUACCGUAGCAGAUCAAGUGAUCUUGUUGGCACAGUCAUUAAUAUACACAAUGGCGAGUGGGUAAGACGAGGUAAGAACAAAAAGUUUAUAUCUGACUUUAAAUAAGCGAUACUUUCUACACAUACAUACAGUAUUUCAGAGUUUCUAGGUCAUGAAACAAACAUGUUGUAGUCGUGCACCAGGGGUUGAAACAACAGCCGAUCAAUGGUCGACAAGAAAUUGCUUAUGAUCAGCAGAAAAGCUUUGGGAACUUUGAGGAUGUUAUUUCAAGCCCUGUGCACUGUACUGUGUGAUAAAUUGACAUAUUUUUCCAUUGCCACAGACAGUGGAGUAGGUGCUGGCAUUGACUCCUAUUAUGAGUACUGUCUCAAAGCUUACAUCCUUCUUGGAGAAGAAGAUUAUUUACAGAGAUUUAAUCAGGUAAAUGUUCAAUUCCCUGCAACAUAUAGCUUAACUUAUAGCCUACUGUCCAGUGCUGUCAUAGUUGAAAAACUAUUGUUACAUUAGCGAGCUAAAGCAAGCGUCGCUUUUGUCAACACAGACGUCAGAUUGCGGCGGGGGGGGGGCUGGAUUAAAAGCUGUGUUUAUAUCAGUUUGUGGUAAUCUUUUAGUAAAUGUGGUAAUUUUUAAAGUUUUCUGCUUUCUUACACGAGUACUACGAUGCACAAUGCCGCCAAAAUCAGAAAUACCCAAAUUUUGGGUGACGUCCAUGUUGACUUUCACUGCACCCUGUCCCACUUGCCCCCCGUGUCCAAUGGUGUUUCCCGCAAACCAAACCGAAACAAUAAACUAUCUUCUCUUUGUUAGCACUACAAGGCAGUGAUGCGCUACAUCAACAGAGAUUCGUUAUUUCUCAACGUACACAUGAACAAUCCAAGUAAACGUUCUGUCACAUACAUGGAUUCUCUGCAGGCAUUCUGGCCUGGAUUACAGGUGCGUGCAUGUGUCUCUUGGGUUAACUGCAAUGGUUAGAUGAACUAGACUCAGUUCCGAAAUAUCAUAUACUCGAACCGACCUGACCGCAUAGCUCAGUUGGCAGAGCAUUGGGCUAGUAUUCCAAAGGUCGUAGGUUCAAUUCCCACCGUGGCCAGGCAUAUUUUUCAAGCUUGCCCGGUGUGGAUAUACACUCAGAGUAACAUCACAAGCAUCACUCCUACAACGAUGCAAUGUUUUGGUCAACAAACAGUUUAACUUGAAGAUUGGUGCAGUACAAAAAAGGGGAGAGAAAAGCAAGCAUGCCUGUAUAUUUAGUUUUUUUGCAGGUAGCCGAAAAAUUUUCAGUUAGCCUUGCGUGGUCCAAACUUGUCGCUUCGCUUGAAGCUUGCAAAUUGCGAUAGGGGACCAGGCACCGAAGAAAAUUUUUUGUGUCUACUAUAAAUCGUUCAAACCCAAUUGGUUGACAAUUUUCAUAUAUCCAGCCGAAAACGGAGUUCUGGCUUUUGAAAACGGAGUUCUGGCAGUUGAAAACGGAGCUCUGGCAUUUGAAAACGGAGUUCUGGCAGUUGAAAACAGAGUUUUGGCAUUUGAAAAGGGAGUUCUGGGAUUUGAAAACGAGGUUCUGGCUUUUGAAAAGGGAGUUCUGGCAGUUGAAAACGGAGCUCUGGCAUUUGAAAACGGAGCUCUGGCAUUUGAAAUCGGAGUUCUGGCUUUUGAAAAGCUAGUUUUUCAUUUCUUUUCCAGGUAUUGAAGGGAGAUAUAAAAUCCGCCAUAGAGUUGCAUGAGGUGUUUUACAGUGUUGCGAAAAGACACACAUUCUUGCCUGAGGUUUGUACUACAGACUAUAUACAGUACAAAGAAUAAUUUACAAAUCUUGUACUUAAAGUAUAAAUUAACGUGCUUUAGACUGGAUAGCUCUACCAGUUCUAAACUGUUCUCCCUAUAGAGUUCCAGUAAGGGUCAUCUCUUAUUGAUCCAGUGUUACUACAGGAGGAAACCUAAACUAAACUAACUUUAUUUAUACGGGAUAGCUCUAUCAGUUCUAAACUGUUCUCCCUAGAGGUCUAGUAAGGGUCAUCUCUUAUUGAUCCAGUGUUACUACAUGAGAAAAUCUAAAUUAUACUAACUUUAUUUAUACUGGAUAGCUCUAUCAGUUCUAAACUGUUCUCUCUAGAAGUUCAGUAAUAAGGGUCAUCUCUUUUUGAUCCAGUGUUACUAUAGGAGGAAACCUAAACUAUAAGUCUAUACUACAGUCGUGCCAAUAGAAGAUUUCCGAAAAAUGUUGACCAGUUCAUUUCCUAACUUCGAGGAGUUUCUCUGAACACAAUUCUUCAAGUUCCUUAAAAAGUUCCUAACUUCCUGUUUCAUUGACCAAUCAGAUUGCUCAAAAAUAAAAUAUAAAAUUUGAUUGGUCAAUGAAACAGGAAGUUAGGAACUUUUUAAAGAAAUUUUCAAAAUUUUAAGGAAUUGUUCAGAGGUAUUCCUUCAAGUUAGGAAAUGAACUGCUCAACAUUUUUCGGAACGCUUCUAUUGGCACGACUGUAACUUUAUUUAUACUGGAUAGCUCUACCAGUUCUAAACUGUUCUUCAUACAUGUCCGGUCAGGGCGAUCUCCUAUUUAUCCAGUGUUUACUACAGGAGGAAACUAGAGAAAUACGAAGAAACACAAUGUCUCUGUCUUGUUUCAAAUCUCUAUUGAGAGAAUAUUACCAGAACGCAUUAAACCAAACAUUAAAUCAAACCUGAGGAUAUAGGAAGCACGAACAUAAUGGUCUCGCAGUAAAUGGCCUUAGCUGCCAGUUGCGGGCUCCAAGCGUGAGAGGAAAAGUGUAAAUCAAUAAAUAAAUAUUGAUAUUUUCAGGCAUUUACAACGAAUUUUGAAGUUCAUUGGGGUCAACAUUUCCUCCGUCCAGAGCUUGUCGAAAGCACGUACUUUCUGUACGAGGCUACCAAAGAUCCUUAUUAUCUAGACGUUGGCAAAUAUAUUGUGGAGAAUCUGAACAAAUAUACUAGGGUGCUCUGUGGUUUUGCUGCUGUCAAAGACGUGCGGACACUGAGCCAUGAAAACAGGUAACCUAAGACACUUUAAACUGAUUUUUUUUCACUAUCUCAAUAGCUCUAUCAGUUCUAAAAUGUUUUCCAUAGAGGAAAGGACGAUCAUUUAUUGGUCCAGUGUUACUACAGCAGGAAACCUAAACUAACUAGAUAGUUGUAUCAGUUCUAAACUGUUCUCCCUAGAGGUCCAGAGGAAUCAUCUCACAUUGAUCCAGUGUUAUUACAGGAGGAAACCUAAACUAAACUAACUUUAUUUAUACUGGAUAGUUCUAUCAGUUCUAAACUGUUCUUUCUAGAGGUCCAGUAAUGAUCAUCUCUUAUUGAUCUAGUGUUACUACAGGAGGAAACCUAAACUAAACUAACUUUAUUUUUUUCUGGAUAGCUCCAACAGUUCUAAACUGUUCUUCCUAUAGAGGUCCAGGGGAAUCAUCUCAUGUUGAUCCAGUGUUACUACAGGAGGAAACCUAAACUAAACUAACUCGAUAGUUGUAUCAGUUCUAAACUGUUCUCUCUGGAGGUCCAAAACAAAGGCCGUCUGUUAUUGAUCCAUAGUUACUACAGGAGCAAACUGGGGUACCUGGAGAAACAACGCAGUCUUUAACCUAGACAUAUAUUUAUAAACGUUUCCCAAUUCAAGGUGUGCCUCUAAAGUGCAUAUGACAUGAAAUUUCUUAUUUUCUUAAAUUAAAGAACUAUUUAAGUUGUAGUGUAACUUAUUUUUCAGUUUCUUGUUUUUAUGGUUUGUUUCCGAGAUAUUUCAAUUUGUUUGAUGUGUAAGUGAGUGCAAAUAUGUCCGCUAAUUUAUGACGUCAUGUUGGUUGCAAGCUCUUCAAAAUGGUUGAAUAUCACUGCUAUUAUCCAAGAUGAUAAUUUCAAACUCCACUCACUGGUAAAUGUGAAGAAACACUGGAGAAAAACGUAAACUGGUAUCAACAGUUUUUAGAGUUAAUACAUUUACAACCAGUGUAAGUUGACCUUGCAACCAACAUGACAUCAUAAAUUAGUGGACAUAUUCACACUCAUUUACAUAUCAAACAAACUGAAAUAUCUCGGGAACAAACCAUAAAAACAAGAAACUGAAAAAUAAGUUACACUACAACUUAAAGAGUUCUUUCAUUUAAGAAAAUAAGAAAUUUCAUGUCAUAUGCACUUUUAAAGAACCGGUUUAUCUUUCCACAUUUUCCAGAAUGGAUUCUUUCCUACUUUCUGAAACACUCAAGUAUCUGUACUUGUUGUUUACGAAUAAAGAAGAUUUGCUGAUCAAUUUACAGGACUUUGUUUUCACGACAGAAGCUCACAUUUUACCACUUGCCUUGUCAAACUGGAAUGGCUCGUCCAGCCAGGUAAAUGCAACUUGAAUAUGGUCAUGAAACCUUAUUUAAUAAGUGCUACACAAUUAAUACUAUUUACAAUAUGAACAUAUUGUAUCGGAUAUUGUGAAAUGUGUUGAUGAGAACAUUCGUAUUCUUCAACAAUUUAAAAUAUAUGAAUGAUAUUUUGUGAGAAAUUUGAACUUAAAGUUUUUUAAAUCAGCAUGAUUUCUGUAUCAGAUAAUCAGAUAUAGGAAUUCCUUCAUCCUAGCCUGUGUGCUUAUUAGAGGCAUCCCCCCUGUACGUUCGCCAUUUUGAAUAUUAUCAGGGGGGUGCAUGCCUCUCGUAAGCGCACUGGCUAAGACCAUGGCACAGAAUACUAUACAGAAGUCCAUCUCCAUUGUUUUUUGCGUAAGCGCUAUUCGUCAUGAUUCGCCACUCAGCAAGUACCGUAAACAGAAGCAGUCACCCCCUGGACGUGCGCCAUUUUGAGUAUUUCCAGGGGGGACUGCUUCUGUUUACGGUACUUACUGAGUGACGAAUCAUGACGAAUAGCGCUUACGCAAAAACCAAUGGAGAUGGACCAUUAGAUGGAUAUCUGUAUGGUAUUCUGUGACCAUGGCGUCAGAAUUUUGAUGAUAUGGGAAAAACCCAGACGUCGUGCUUCUGUAUAGUCUCUAUUCUGUGACCGGUUUCUCAGUGAAAAGUGGAAAUUGUUUUCUUGACAGAACAAUGUUUAUGAAAGUGAGAACCUCCAUGAUCACUCGUGUCCCAGGACUACAAAAGAUGACAGCAUGAUGUCGUUCGCCGAGAAAAUACGUAAACGAAGUCGUCAAACAAAUGCAGAUCGCAGUUGUCCAAAGACAAAAGAGAAACAGAGUUUUGUUAAGAGUAAAACGUAAGACUUUACGUAGUUGUAAAGCGAAUGUUUUUAAUCUUUUAAAUAGUUCAGACUUAGAUAUAAACCAUGGCUGCUUAUUGUGGAAUACUACCAACACUGAAUCCCUACCUUUGAGAUAUCUUUUCAGGUAGUUCAGACACAAACCACGACAGCUUAUUGUAGAAUACUACCAAUACUGGAUCCCCACCUUUGAGAUAUCUUUUUCAGGUAGUUCAGACAUAAACCACGGCAACAUAUUGUGGAAUACUACCUACACUGGACCACCACGUUUGAGAUAUCUUUUUCAGGUAGUUCAGACACAAACCACGACAGCUUAUUAUAAAAUACUACCUACACUGGACCACCACGUUUGAGAUAUCUUUUUCAGGUAGUUCAGACACAAACCACAGCAGCUUAUUGUAGAAUACUGCCUACACUGGACCACCACGUUUGAGGUAUCUUUUUCAGGUAGUUCAGACACAAACCAUGACAGCUUAUUGUAGAAUACUGCCUACACUGGACCACCACGUUUGAAAUAUUAUCACAGUGACAGGAUGUAGUGCUUGCAAAUUUCAUUCAUAUUUUUCUUCUUCUAGUACUGCUCCUCUACUUCGAGCUGAACAGUUUAUUCCUGGCAAUAAAGACCACCUUCUAAUAUUGAAAGCCAUGGGAAUAUCAGUCACUAAAACUGACGAUGGUAAAGUACAACUGAUGCAAGAUGCAAGCUCGGUAUGUAAUAUGGAGUAUGAAUGAAUCACAUAUUUGGGCAGGCAUAGAGUAAGCUCCAUUCGGAGAUUGGCAACUUCCACAAAAAUAAAAUCCACAAGCAUGCAAUAUAGUAUGACUCCUACCGGACCUCUAGGAAGAACAGCUUGGAACUGAUAGAGUUUUCCAGUAUAAAUAAAGUUUAGUUUAGGGUUUCCUCCUGUAGUAACACUAGAUCAAUAAGAGAUGGUCCUUACUAGACCUCUAGGGAGAACAGUUUAGAACUGAUAGAGUUUUUCAGUAUAAAUAAAGUUUAGCUUAUAGGGUUUCCUCCUGUAGUAACACUAGAUCAAUAAGAGAUGAUCCUUACUAGACCUCUAGGGAGUACAGUUUAGAACUGAUAGAGCUAUCCAGUAUAAAUAAAGUUAGUUUAGUUUAGGUUUCCUCCUGUAGUAACACUGGACCAAUAAGAGAUGAUCCUUACUGGACCUCUAGGGAGAACAGUUUAGAACUGAUAGAGCUAUCCAGUAUAAAUAAAGUUAGUUUAGUUUAGGUUUCCUCCUGUAGUAACACUGGACCAAUAAGAGAUGAUCCUUACUGGACCUCUAGGGAGAACAGUUUAGAACUGAUAGAGCUAUCCAGUAUAAAUAAAGUUAGUUUAGUUUAGGUUUCCUCUUGUAGUAACACUGGACCAAUAAGAGAUGAUCCUUACUGGACCUCUAGGAAGAACAGUUUAGAACUGAUAGAGCUAUCCAGUAUAAAUAAAGUUAGUUUAGUUUAGGUUUCCUCCUGUAGUAACACUGGAUCAAUAAGAGAUGAUCCUUACUGGACCUCUAGGAAGAACAGUUUAGAACUGAUAGAGCUAUCCAGUAUAAAUAAAGUUAGUUUAGUUUAGGUUUCCUCCUGUAGUAACACUGGACCAAUAAGAGAUGAUCCUUACUGGACCUCUAGGGAGAACAGUUUAGAACUGAUAGAGAUAUCCAGUAUAAAUAAAGUUAGUUUAGUUUAUGUUUCCUCCUGUAGUAACACUGGACCAAUAAGAGAUGAUCCUUACUGGACCUCUAGGAAGGGGAGUUUAGAACUGAUAGAGCUAUCCAGUAAGAAUAAAGUUAGUUUAGUUUAGGUUUCCUCCUGUAGUAACACUGGACCAAUAAGAGAUGAUCCUUACUGAACCUCUAGGAAGAGGAGUUUAGAACUGAUAGAGCUAUCCAGUAUGAAGUUAGUCUUAGUUUAAAGAAUCUAACUGGUUUAUAAUCAACAGGCUGACAAUACUGAGAUGGCAAGUGAAGGUAUCACAUUCAUGCAGUCAAUGAUAGAACUGGCCAAAUUCCGAAGUAAUGACGCAGGUACGAGAUGAUGUAACCAUUAAGUCCGAUACAAUGGGUGAUUCCAGCUAUACACGAAAUUUUGAUCUAGGCAAGAAGAACGAAAUCAUUACCAUAGCUGGAAAGAGCUUGUCAAAAUUAGUAAAAUUGCACAGUUUGGUUUCUAAAUGUUGUAAAAUGAAGAAAAUAUAGCCCUGUGAAGUUCGCAAAUUUUGUAUAUAUUUGUAUUACGCGCGGUAAAAAUAACCACUUUCCGCUCAAAAAUGGUUAUUUUUCCCGCGCGUAAUGCAAAUAUAUACAAAAUUACUACAUACUAUAGUACUUAUGAAUUUUCCUUAGUAGAGUAUCUACCUCGUGUCGUACAAAUCCUCUCGCCUCCCUACGACGGCAACAUUGUGCUGAAUGCUGGCCCAGCGCAGUUUGGUAUCGACCUUGGCAAGUCGGGUAUGGGCGUCAGUGCCGAGAUCGUCCUGGCGGAUCCGUUUAAGGGAUGUACUGAACUGACAAAUAAGGAAGCUGCUGACCAUAGGAUCGUGGUCAUGGAGAGAGGCGACUGUAUGUUUAUAGACAAGGUUAGUUGAGAAUGGGUCAUUCCAGAAAACAUCCAUAUAUAUAGGUCCUCCACGGAAGAAAUUGGAAGUUAAUCCCCCUACCCCCUUCUGAUGUCCUAAUACAUUACUAUUAUCAGAAACAAAUUUUUCUCCCCUACCCCGCCGGACAGCAGAAAUUUCCUUCUUUAUGGAACCUUUAGCUAGCAGGACGGCGUCGGCUAUUAAUACAAUGAAAUUUAUGACAGUGUAGAAAGAAAAGGCAUAUAGUUAAAGUCCCAUGGGAGUUUUAGACGUCGUCCUUGCUCUGUUUACAACAGCAAACCAAAGAUUUUCACGUUUUGUACACAACGUCUGCCUUUCAAGCCGCGAGAAGUCGUCCUCGCCAAAUUGGCUUAGUAGAAGUCUUCUCAACUAUAAACCUCUGUCUUAACCUUCUUAAAUUGCAAUAAAUUCAUACAACGGAUAAUACAGUACAAGACAUGUUGAUCUUAAAGUUACUUGUUCGAACGAGUUUAUUUUGUCCGUCGUCGUCGCGUUGCCGUCACCUAUUUGCUAAAGGUCCCUACUAGUAGGGCGGGGGGAGGGGCUCAAGAUGCCAAAUCUGAACGUCUCUAAUGUCAAUGUAAUUUAAAAUCCUCAAUAUUCUUUUCUCAUUAUCGGUAUCAGUGAAUUGAUUUUUGCAUCAAAUUUCUCUUAUUUCAGGUGCGAAUCGCCGAAAGCCUUGGGGCAGUUGGGGCUAUUAUAAUAGGUAAGUUGAUGAAUAUUCAGUAUUUGAAAAAUGUGUACUUGAAAACAUAAUGGCAUAUGAUUUUCCCCCUGUACGGAAAAUAAAUGCAAUCUAGCAUUGUUUAAGCAGUUUACCCCCAGCUUGGUUUCCAUUUGGUCGUAAUGGUCCUAAAAAUAGAGAUCGUGAGAUCUUUCUCAACGGCCAGUUUAUAAUAGUUUAUCCCUGUAAACCACAUAUAAAUCAUAAGUAUUCUCUAGGCUGGCUUACAAGGAACGUAUUGUAGUCUAAUUAUAAUAUUUUCUUACUUUGAAUCAAAGACAACAACGAAGGCAGUUCAAGCGAGAGCCAACCCAUGUUUGCAAUGAGCGGGGAUGGCAGCAGUAACAACAUCAAUAUUCCUGCAGUAUUUCUGUUCCAUAACGAAGGACAAGUCUUGCAGAAAUCUAUACAGAUUGCUGGUUAUCAUGGUACUCGAGAAAAUCUCAGAGUUCGCCUCGCUGACAAAGCUUUGAAAAAAGGUUUGUACCAAGUAUUGUUUAUAUAUAAGCCCAAAUUAUUUUACAACAAUAUGACAAGUGAAAAUGACAAGUAAAGUCCGUCGCAUGUGAUAAGAAAAAAAGAGAACAUCGCACGGUAUUUAGUAGCUCGCUCGAAACGUCGAAGUUCUCCUGUACGCAAAAACGCACAAGUUACUGUUGUUACAGAUCUACAAACAGGUUGUUAGAAAUCUGUUCACAAUCUGUCGACAAGUUGUCUUCGCACUGCUUGUUCCCAGUUGUUGUAACAAGUUUGGAAACAAGCUGUUAACAACUUAGUUGUAACAAUCUUGAUGGCAUUAUCAGACUUGUCACAAGGUUGUUCUAACAAGUCUAAUACAGUCAUGAUAUAACAAGAAUGGUACAAGGUUGGCGACACAAGGUUGUAACAAUACUGCUAUAUCAUGACUGUAUCGGACUUGUUGGAACAGCCUUGUAACAAGCCUGAUAAUAUCAACAAAUUGUUAACAGCUUGUUCCAAACUUGUUGACAACUUGUGACAAGCAGUGCGAAGACAACUUGUUAACAAACUUGUUGACGGCUUGUUGACAAACUUGUUGACAAACUUGUUGACGGCUUGUUGACAAACUUGUUGACGGCUUGUUGACAAACUUGUUGACAAACUUGUUGACAAACUUGUUGACGGCUUGUUGACAAACUUGUUGACGGCUUGUUGACAAACUUGUUGACGAGAUUCCUUAUUAUUGGCUAGUGAUUGACCAAUAAUAGGUAUCGGGCCGAUUUUUGCCUUAUCGGUAGAAUUAUCUAUAUUUCCGAUUGUCUAAAACCGAUUGUUGAGAAAAUACGCACUUUAAAAAUUAUAUACAUUGCACGUUAAUACUGGCGUGUCAUUUAUGUACUGUUUAAUAAACGAGCAGGAGUGUUUCAAACACGACUAUAAAUUCAAUAGAUAUAUUGCCUUAUUGGUACUUUUUAUAUAAAGAAUACUAAUGAGGACACGACUACAAUAGAUACUGCCUUAUUAGUAUUCUCUAUAUAAAGAAUACUAAUUAGGAGUGUUUUAUCAGGUUUAAAGCCACUACACGUGACAUUAUGGUUGACAUGAUUUGCCAAUAAGCUUAUGAAUUAUUAAUGAGUGUUUGAAUAACAGUUUCAACAAUCUUUGGAUGUAGUAACAUGUUACGUUGGAAAUCAUCGUUAAAAAAUCGACAUGAAUGACGUCACCUUUACUCGGUCGACUGAUAUUAUGACGUCAUUAUAAAAUCGGUAUCGGGUAGACUGUGGCAUGAAUGAUCGGUAAUUUCCGAGUGUUGCACGAUCGGUCAAUCACUAUUAUUGGCAACACCUACACAGCUAAAAACGACCAGGUUGUUGCAAUAUUGAUGAAAACAGGAUUGAACAAUGUUGUGCGGCCCACAUUGUUCACAGUUGUCAACAAUAUUGAACAAUAUUGUUACAUCCGAUUCAGGCUCAACAAUAUUGUUCAAUAUUGUUGACAAGUGUGAACAAUGUGGGCCGCACAACAUUGUUCAAUCCUGUUAAACAGCGGGCUCAUAAUUUUUACGCAUGUGUACUGGCACAGAUCGUUGUAAAUAUGAUUUAAUUUCCACUCCUUUUUUAGACGCAAAUACAAAGGGAGCGCUGCCCUCCACAGACGCAACUCAAACCGCUGGGAAAGAAAAAGCAACUGCUGAACAAAUGCCUGAAUUACAACAGGAGAAUAAUUUACAUGAACCAAUUUCUCAGCCAGUGGAAUCUCGGAAACUGGACAAGGUUGAAAACGAAGUAAACAAACUUAUUCACCUGAUGAAAAAUGUCGUGAAACAACCAGGAUUUGAAUUCUUAACGCGAAACACGCAAGCGAACACUAAGGCAUCGGUUAUGAUGGGGGAGAUUAAUUCCGCUGACAAACGUGAACGUUGGCUCUAUGACGUCAUGAUGGAAAACUGGCAGGAGAAGGAACAACUGGGUGAAAAUGGUGAGUCGAAAAGUGGAAGUGUGGACGAGGUGGUAGGGAAAUUUCAGGAUGGUGUUUUUAGUAUUAAAGCGCGAAAGGUGAGUAGUUCUCAAGGAGAGGAGUGUUGGUCUGUCAAAGAAGGCAGCGAGGCGCGCAAAACAAGCGAGGCAUUUCUUAAUACUGUUGUUCAGCCUGCCAAUACAAGGGAUAGUGAGAUUUUUGUUGUGGGAAAUGUAGGCGAUAGAAAAUUGUCUGGUGAGGAUACAGUUUAUGAUGUAAAUACACUACGGCAAACUGUAGGGGAAAAUUCCCAUGAACAGAGUGGAGAACACAGCGAGUCUGAGAGAAGUCAACAUGAAGUAGACAAGGCUGCUGUGUCUGGAGAAAAAAUGGUUAGUUCUGAUGACUCUAUGGAUGUUAACGAUGCAUUAAACAGAGAUACUAGGCAUUGUGAUACAAGCGUAGAUCAAGGGGAAACCGCUCAAGAACAUGGUGAGAUAAAUCAAGAUGAAGUAGACAAGGCUGCUGUGUCUAGAGAAAAAAUGGUUAGUUCUGAUGGCUCUAUGGAUGUUAACGAUGCAUUAAACAGAGAUACUAGGCAUUGUGAUACAAGCAUAGACCAAGGGGAAACCGCUCAAGAACAUGGUGAGAUAAAUCAAGAUGAAGUAGACAAGAAUGCAGAAACUGUCGCUAGUUCUGAUAGCUCGAUGAAUGAAAAGGAUGCAGUAGAUAAAGAUGUGUAUAUUACAGACAGUAUGUAUGGUGAUUUAACUCCAGACCAAGGGGAAACUUCUCACGAACAGGGAACUCAGAAAUAUGAUGAUGAUACCAAAAAUACCAUUAGUGGGGAUAGUCUAAUGAAUGGUAAUGAUGUAGGUAAGAUUGUAUAUUUUUCGGAUUGUAUGACUGGUAAUCCUCGCGUUGACGGUGGUGAUAUUCUGAUCAAUGGUAAUGAUGUAGGUAAAAUUGUAUAUAAGUAUAGUGGUAGUAAAGAUGAUACCCAAGCUACUGGCGAUAUCAGAGAUCCUGGCGAGCAUGAUACAACAGCGGAUCUAAAUUCGUUUGAAGAUACCAAUGAAAAUGAUGGUCAUGUUUUGUUAUCUGAAACUGGUAACCCCGAUGAUAAGUCUCAAGAAGGUGAAGGUAGUGAAAGCAUAGGCGAAGGUGCUGAACAGGAUGCUGAAAGGACGUUUGAAACAAUCACCAAUGAUGGGGCGAAAGAAGACUCGAAACAAAAUGUCGAUAGUGGUCGAAAUGAAGAACCAGGCCAAGAUGUAUUUGGCAACGACACAAGCCAGGACUUGUAUGUUGAAACUGAUAAACAGGAAAGCAUUAGCAGAGAGGAUAAAAUGUUGAAGCAAAGCGAAAGCGUCUCUAUGAAGACAGACAAGAAAUCCGAAGUUAGAAAUAUUCAGGAUAUUAACGAACAAAGGGAUAGUGAAAAGUUAACAGAGAAUCUCGACGAUAGGACUAGCAUUGAAGAGCAAAAUCAAGCUAGUAUCCAUGAUAGUGUAAUUCAAAAAGACCUCAAUAGUGAAAAUUAUUUAUAUAAUUCGAAUAGCGAAGAGUCGCAAGCCCCAGAUGUAAGUCCUGUUACGGAAGACAAAUCUACUCUAGACGAAUUUUGAUAUAAAAUGUAAUAAUUUAUACGAUACAGAGAGAUUACAUCGAGUAAAAAGUAAAAAAACGAAAUUGAACAGUUUAUAACUAGUCCAGUGUGAAUUGUAUGUAUUGUACUUAAUCAGGAUUUACAGUAGUUAAACUACGAAUUAGUUAUGGGCUGUUUUUCUUUAUCGAAACCGAUUAUUUCUAUCAACUUUAUUUCAAGAAACUGUCUGAAGCUGUUGUAAGCCACAAGUAUGGAAUCCGAAUUGAUUCAUACAGUCAAAACUAUAAAAGUGUAUUGCCUACUUUCAAACCGAGAGAGCCUGGGUAGGAGUCCCUCGAUACUGUGACAAUCAAUACAACACCCACAAAAUAAGAAAGAGCACAUUGACCUUUACAAAUUCUCAAAGUUUCAUGUUAUUCGGGUCAAUACUGAUCAACAUACAGCCAUUCCAGGACAUGUCUGUUUUGAAUGGCUGUAUCUUGAUCAAUAUUGACCAGAUUAAGUACAUCAAACUUUGAGAUUGUGUAAAAGUCAAUGUGCUCUGUUACUGUAUGUGUGUUGUAUUGAUUAUCACAAUAUUUAGGGACUCCAAAGAUACACUUGUUCUCUGUAUUUUGUUAAAAUACUCGGUGGUUCUAAGAAUUUUUAUUGAGGGACUCGUACCCAGGCUCUCUCCGUUUGGGAAAGUAAGCAAUAGAAAAAAAUAGGUGCAAUUGCAUACACUAUCACACAAUAAAAUAGAACAAGGAUCAGAGAUACAAAUGUCAAUUUAAAACUACAAUCUGUCCUGAUCAGUCUUAAGUGUAUUCUGCAUUCAGCAAUGGUGUUGCAGCCUAAAAUGAGAAAAUAUAGAAUUAUGUAUAUAUUGUGGUCAUUUUGCCCUGGGCUCCUGGCAACUUCUCAGUCGCCCUGGUCAUUGCCUCAACUGUAGUGCAUGUUUCAAAUUAUUGCCAAGGGCUGGUUGUACAAAGGUCAACACUAUCCACCGGAUAGUGAUUUUUCAAUUGUUGUAAAAAUGCUUCGAAAUCUAUAAAAUUAUAGACUUAAUAAUAGGAACUUCAAUUCAUAAAUACUAAAAUUUUAUCGGGGUUAUACCAAUCAACGAGUUAUUUUAGCAAGCUUGAAAAAAUUACUUAUCCGGCCUUCGUACAACCGGCACCAGUACUGUAGUAUAUGUCUCAACUUACCCCAACUGUACAUAUAUUAUAUACCAAAGUUUCUGUGAUCACAGUAGGAAUUUUGCAUGGGUAAAUUCCAAGUUUUGGAGGAUUUGUAAGAAAUGUUUGAGGAAACUGACUCAUAGUUUAACACUAAGUUUGUUUCCUCAAACAUUUCCUACAAAUCCUUCAAAACUUAGAAUUUACCUAUGCAGAAUUCCUACUGUGAUCACAGAAGCUUUGAUACUGUAGUAUAAACCAAUUUUUUGUUGGCAAAAGAUUGUUAUAUAUUUCUAUAUUCUGUAUAGCAAUAGACUAUUGUAUUGAGCAUAUUGUAAGUAGAUAUAUAAUAUUCUGUAGUAAUAAUCAAACCUCGUCAUGUUGCAUUUCAAUCAUUUGAUUCUCAUCCACAACCAGCACACGACCUGACGC